This is a messenger RNA of Pneumocystis murina B123, 249 nucleotides long. RefSeq lists its product as hypothetical. The coding region runs from base 1 to 249 and encodes 82 amino acids. Lineage: Eukaryota; Fungi; Ascomycota; Pneumocystomycetes; Pneumocystales; Pneumocystaceae. The transcript is spliced from 9 exons. The record is from RefSeq and is a predicted model, not a curated record.
AUGGUUGGACUGCACGAAAAUUAUAACAGAUAUAAAUAUGUCAUAAAUAGACAUUUUGUUUAUUAUAAUAUAAUUUUUUCAUAUUCGAUCUUUGUUAUUAUUAUUAUAUAUAUGAAGUUUUUGAUUAAAAUUUCAGAGCUUUUUGGGUCAUUGUAUUUUGAAAUAGCUAUUUUGAAUUUAGUUUCUCCUAAUUUAUUUUUUUAUAUUUUCAUAUUUGAAGAUUAUUAUUCUAUGUGGUGGAAAAGAUAA